Messenger RNA from Closterium sp. NIES-65, 579 nucleotides. The record is from the annotation of a GenBank genome assembly. NCBI's taxonomy places the organism in Eukaryota, Viridiplantae, Streptophyta, Zygnematophyceae, Desmidiales, Closteriaceae.
AUGAUGUUUUAUAACGUCGGAUUUGGCUUCUAUUGUGGUUUGGUGUUGUGGAAGCAGGAGAAGCGGCGCAUGGAAAGGAGGCAGGAGCGCAGGGAUCAGCAGAGGCACACUCUCUGCGGCCGCACGCGGUUCCACGCAUGCCCGUUCGGCAAGCAGGUGGCUGUAGGGGCUGAUGAUGGUGACCGCAUGGAGUCUAUCUAUGCGACUGCUGCAGGCUCGGAAAGUGACGAGGAGGAGGAGGAGGAGGAGCAGCAGCGAGACGCGUUUGCUGAUAACGAGGCAGAAGGCCGGGAAGAAUCUCCAGAGCUUCCGUUUCUAGAAGCUCCGAAUCUGCAGGCUCUCUUCUUCCCAAGCCGCUGCCUGGUGCCUCCCGAACUGCUGGCCACCCUCAAGGAUCGAUACCCGUUUCUGGGCGAGGAGGAUAGGUACAUGGUGGAUAAGAAGGACUGGACGGCGGUUUUCUAUGCCGAGGACCACCCAAUGCCUGAGCUUCCUGCGCCGGACGCUCCCUAUACAGAAACGGAAGACCCAUGGGCGGGUGAAGAGGAUGAUGAGGAUGAGGAGGGAGAAUGGGGGUAG